Molecule: messenger RNA, 1362 nt
Organism: Pterocles gutturalis (yellow-throated sandgrouse)
Lineage: Eukaryota; Metazoa; Chordata; Aves; Pterocliformes; Pteroclidae
Product: exocyst complex component 6B
Exons: 13
Biological process (GO): intracellular protein transport; Golgi to plasma membrane transport; exocytosis
Cellular component (GO): exocyst; membrane
Source: RefSeq, a predicted model, not a curated record
GGUGCCCGAGAAACCUUUGAGAACUACUACAGGAAGCAGAGAAGAAAACAAGCCAGAUUGGUCCUGCAGCCACCUUCCAACAUGCAUGAAACUUUAGAUGGCUACAGGAAGUAUUUUAAUCAAAUUGUAGGGUUUUUCGUCGUUGAAGAUCACAUCUUGCAUACAACGCAGGGCUUGGUAAAUCGCGCCUACAUUGAUGAGCUGUGGGAGAUGGCGUUAUCAAAAACCAUCGCGGCGCUACGGACGCAUUCAUCCUACUGCUCGGACCCCAGCCUGGUGUUAGACUUGAAGAACCUCAUCGUCCUCUUUGCAGAUACGCUCCAGGGAUACGGCUUCCCGGUGAACCAGCUCUUCGACAUGCUGUUGGAGAUCCAAGACCAGUACAGUGAAACCCUGCUGAAGAAAUGGUCGGGAGUUUUCAGAAAUAUACUUGAUUCAGAUAACUACAGUCCCAUCCCGGUGACAAGCGAAGAGGUUUAUAAGAAAAUAGUUGGACAGUUCCCAUUCCAGGAUGCAGAACUUGAAAAGCAACCGUUUCCAAAGAAGUUCCCCUUUUCUGAGUUUGUGCCUAAAGUUUACAAUCAGAUUAAAGAAUUCAUCUAUGCCUGUCUGAAGUUUUCGGAAGACCUUCAUCUGAGCUCCACCGAAGUUGAUGAUAUGAUCAGAAAAUCGACAAAUCUGCUGCUGACCCGGACGCUGAGCAACUGUUUACAGAAUGUCAUCAAGAGGAAAAAUGUUGGGCUGACGGAGCUUGUACAGAUUAUUAUAAAUACGACCCACUUGGAGAAAUCCUGCAAGUUCCUGGAGGAAUUCAUAACCAAUAUCACUAAUGUACUUCCAGAAACUGUCCACACUACGAAACUCUAUGGGACCACGACCUUCAAGGACGCCCGCCAUGCUGCCGAGGAGGAGAUUUACACUAACCUCAACCAGAAGAUAGACCAGUUCUUGCAACUGGCGGACUACGACUGGAUGGCCAUGGAGCCGGGCAGCAAGGCCAGCGACUACCUUGUAGAUCUCAUUGGCUUUCUACGUAGCACGUUUGCCGUGUUCACACACCUCCCGGGGGAUGUAGAUGUCCACUCUACAAUGUCGGGGAAGGUGGCGCAGACGGCGUGCAUGUCGGCGUGCAAGCACCUCUCCACCUCGCUGAUGCAGCUGCUGCUGGAAGCCGAAGUGCGGCAGCUGACGCUGGGCGCCUUGCAGCAGUUCAACCUGGACGUGGAGGAGUGUGAACAGUUUGCCAGAUCCGGCCCAGUGCCUGGGUUCCAAGGGGACACGCUGCAGUUGGCCUUCAUCGACUUGAGACAAGUAAGUCUUUGUGUUUUUGUUUUUUGUUUUUCUUUUAAGAUGUGUGACUGA